Acinonyx jubatus (cheetah) is the source of this 1960-nucleotide messenger RNA. Its product is annotated as olfactory receptor 52D1. Gene Ontology annotation, molecular function: G protein-coupled receptor activity; olfactory receptor activity. Gene Ontology annotation, cellular component: membrane. The transcript has a single exon. The record is from RefSeq and is a predicted model, not a curated record. Bases 164 to 1120 code for a protein of 318 amino acids. Lineage: Eukaryota; Metazoa; Chordata; Mammalia; Carnivora; Felidae. Gene Ontology annotation, biological process: G protein-coupled receptor signaling pathway.
AUUUCAAGACUCUUGAACAAGUUAAUAAUAAUAAAUAUUUUUCUCCACCUAAAAAGAUGGUUUCACAGAAAGUUCAUCAUCUUAUGUGAAUGACCCAACAACCUGAUAUUACAGGGCCAGAAUACCAUGACCCCUUGGAUAGAGGCGUUUAUUUCCAAGCAGAAUGUCAGCUUCCAACAUCAGUGAUGACAGUCUCCCAGGCACACUCAUCCUGACGGGCAUCCCAGGGCUGGAGUGGGCCCAUGUCUGGAUUGCCAUCCCCUUCUGCGCCAUGUAUCUGGUAGCGCUGGCUGGGAAUGCUGCCCUCAUCCUGGUCAUUGUGACAGACAGUGCUCUUCAUGCACCCAUGUACAUCUUCCUGUGCCUUCUUUCGCUCACCGACCUGGCUCUCAGCUCCACCACGGUGCCUAAGAUGCUGUCCACUUUAUGGCUGCAUGCUGGAGAGAUUUCCUUUGGUGGAUGCCUGGCCCAGAUGUUUUGUGUCCAUUCUAUCUAUGCUCUGGAGUCCUCAGUUCUUCUAGCCAUGGCCUUUGAUCGCUAUGUGGCAAUCUGCAACCCACUGAGAUACACAACCAUUCUCAACCAUACCAUCAUAGGCAUGAUUAGCCUUGUUGGGCUAUUCCGUAGUGUGGCCAUUGUGACCCCAUUCAUCUUCUUGUUGAGGCGACUGCCUUACUGUGGUCACCAUGUCAUGGCCCACACAUACUGUGAGCACAUGGGCAUCGCUCGCCUGGCCUGUGCCAACAUCACUGUCAAUAUUGUCUAUGGGCUGACUGUGGCCCUGCUGGCCAUGGGUCUGGAUGCCAUCCUCAUUGCCAUUUCCUACGGCUUUAUCCUCCAUGCUGUCUUCCGCCUUCCAUCUCAAGAUGCCAGGCACAAGGCUCUGAGUACCUGUGGCUCCCACCUGGGGGUCAUCCUGGUCUUCUACAUUCCUGCCUUCUUCUCCUUCCUCACCCACCGUUUUGGCCAGCACCGAGUCCCCAAGAAUGUGCACAUUUUUCUGGCCAACCUGUACGUGCUGGUGCCUCCUGUGCUCAACCCAAUCAUCUAUGGGGCUAGGACCAAGGAGAUUCGGAGCCGACUUCUGAGGCUGCUUCACUUGGGGAAAAUUUCAACAUGAAAUUUGAGUACAGGCUAGGGAUAAGGAAAGUAAAUGGGUUCUGAGCUUUCUAGGUAUAUUUACAUGGAUGGAGGCCUCUAAUGUGACAUAAGCGUGUUUUUAGGAGAGGAAGUAGUGGAAGCAAAGGGAAGGUCAGAUGAAUUGGAAAUACCAAAAAUCACAUUGAACACACCACAUUCUUGAGGCUCUUUGGGCAACGCUGAAUAACUCAGAGAGAUGAUAAUAUUUUUACUCUUGGGGAAAUUUUACAAUUAGGAAUAAGCACACCUUGGAGAUAUCUCAGUAGCUACGAUAGUGCCCGUGCAGAAUGCUCCUGAUUUUUUUUCUUUUCCUGCAAAUAUUUCCAUGACUUACUAAAGAUCAAGUUAAUUCCUUUUCUUAAAUGAGUCUGUGUUUCAUAGUGGAAAUAUUCUUCUGUGAGUCCAAGUUUAAAAAAAUGAUCAUUUUUGGUAAAUUCGUCUGAUUUCAAUGUUUUGGAUAGUGAUGAAGAGCAAAAAGUCUAAGGUCAGAGUUUCUGGGUGUGAAUCCUGGUUCCUCUGCUUACUGUUUUUGUGGUCUUGAGCCUGAUGCUAAAUCUCUCUAUGCCUUGGUUUGUCCAACUGUCAAAUGAGUAAAUGUUAAUAUCUAACUGUUAAUGCUGUGGUGAGGAAUAAGUAAGUUAAUGAAUGCAGAAAACUUAAGACAGUGCCUGACAUGUAAAAUGGUCAACCAAUAAAUAUGAGAACGUUAUGUACACUCUGAACUUUAUUAGUCAACUUAUAACUUAUUUAGGAUGGUUUUAUAUUAUAUCAUUUUAUAGGAUUAUUAUGAUACCUAUAUCAAAUAACAACUCUAAAAUAU